ACAAAAAGUCAAUCAAGGGCAUUUAAAUAUGUUUAAUCUGGACAGAUAAUCGCCUUAGGCUUUAGUCUGUAAAUGACCUGAAUGACAAUCAAUAUGGGGGAUGAGGCAACCCUAAACCGUAUCUUAAAUGGAUGCUUUGAGAACCUACCAAAGCAGGAACACACUGCAGUCCGUGUGUUUAUCAGUUCUACGUUCACUGAUAUGACUAUGGAAAAAAACUAUCUGAUGAAACAUAGUGUACCUAAAAUAAGGGAGUAUUGCUUAAAACAAGGAUUGGAUUUUCAGAUAGUAGACUAUUGUUUAGGAGUGAAGGACGAGACAUCAGUAAAUCAUAGUACAACAGAUCUUAUUUUAGAAGAAGUUGAAGUAUGUAAGAAAACAUCCAAAGGACCAUAUUUUGUGUUCUUUCUUGGUGACAAGUAUGGGCUUAGGUCAUUACCAAGCAAGAUUGAAGCUACAGAAUACAAAACUUUAUAUCGUAUAGCAGCAAAGCUUGAUUUUGAUACAAUCUUGCUGAGUAAAUGGUACCAAAGGGAUGACAAUGCUGAACCCGCUGUUUUCUGCCUUCAACCAAUCAUAGAUAUCCUCCCUAACUAUAACAACGAGGAUCCUGGGAAAUCCUCCCAGUCUCUUAGAGAUAAGGAUCGUAAAGAAUGGGAUAAAACUAGUGACAAAUUGAUGACAUGUUUACGAGGUAGUGCAGACAAGGCUUUAGAGGAGAAUCGUAUUACAAAAGACCAACAUCUAAAGUACUUUUACUCAGUUCUAGAGGCAGAAGCAUUGGCAGGAAUUGUUAAAAGUGAUAAUACGAGAAACAGGGUCUUGGUACAUUUCAGAACAUUUGGAGAUUUAAACAAAGAUGAUGAAAUAGCAGGAAAAUUCACUGAUCUAGAGAAAAAAGAAAUGUAUCCUGGUCAAAUGGAAGUCGGCAACAAAAUAGAUCAAGAAGCUAAAAUAAUGAGGGAAAACCUUAAAAAGAAAGUAAAAUCAGUUCUUCUUCCAAAUGCGAUGAGAAAAGACAUUUUGUAUUGGACACGUAAUGGUAUAGACCCUUACAAUGAGGAUCACAAGACAUACCUCAUUAAUCUUGAUAAGCAUUUUGAACAUUCCAUUAUAAACAUGAUAGUUAAAACAAUGAAACCUACUAGUUCAAAUGAAGAUGAUUUGAUUGUGGAAGAAAUACUAAAUCAUUUGUUGUUUGGUCAGAAGGAAAUAGAAAAUUUCUGUGGACGAGGAGAAAUUUUAGAAGAAAUAAAGACAAGAAUGAGCGAUUGUCAUGGUAACGAAGAUGAUGAAAAGUCGAUCCAAAAUGUAAAUAAUGAAAACAACAAUUGUCUAAAGGUAAAAACCAAAGAAGAUGAAUAUUUUGUAACUGUUAAAGAAGGAAUGAAAGAAAGUGCUGCGGAAUGUAAGGAUAAGAGUGUUAUAUAUACAUACGGAGAUAUAGAUAUGGAUGAAGAUUCUGAUCCAGAGAGGAACCAGAAACUAGAACUUAUAAAUUCAUGUGAUCUGAUGGAAUAUUGUCGUCCUGUCAUAUUGUAUGGAGAAUCUGGCAUUGGCAAGACAGCAAUAAUGGCAAAAGUAGCAGAGUUAUCAAAGUUAUGGUUCCCAGGGUGUUCUACUAUUAUCAGGUUUCUUGGUACUUCCAUUGGAUCUUCCUCGUUACGUGGUGUCCUGUGUAGCAUAAUCAGACAAAUAUGUAAAAUCAGUAACAUUACACUUCCAUCAUUCCUAGACCUCCAUGGGGAUUUCAUGUAUGUCACACGAUUCUUUGAAUCUUUGCUCAAUAGAUAUGAAAGUUCACAGAAAUUAGUUAUUUUACUUGAUUCGAUUAACCAGUUAUCCUGUCAUGACCAUGCUUAUCUCAUGAACUGGCUUCCACUUAAGCUUCCAAAAAACAUUCAUCUUGUUGUAUCUAUGUUGCCAAAAGCAAAUGAAUGUCUUCAAAAUAUCAAAAACAGAUUCCCUUUUCAGCUGCAAUUCAUUGAAGCUCCUAUUUUGCCAUUAGAUGCCGCUGAUUUGGUAAUUACAAAAUUCUGUCAGCACAAGAAAAGACGAGUGACAAAGCCCCAGAAACGUCAUAUUCUGCAAUUGUUUGGAAAAUGUGGCAAACCUUUGUAUUUAAAAAUAUUAACAGUCAGAGCUCUUCAGUGGAGAUCCUUUACAGAAGUCCAAGACUUCAAGGUUGGGCCUACUCUGCAGGCAGCUAUAACUCUAUUCUUUGAUGAACUGGAGAAGAAAUAUGGUACAGUUGUUGUUGAAAAAUGCUUUGGCUUUUUAAGUACUAGUAAGGAGGGUUUGAGCCAUGCUGAGAUAGAAGAUUUACUCUCAUUGGAUGACGAGACUCUACAGAACAUCUAUCUGUCUCACUUACCACCUGACCCUGACAAUAUACAGAUCCCGUCAUCUCUAAUGUCUCAACUCAUCAAAGAUACCAAGGAGUACAUGUUAACACUGAAAUCUGGAGGCAAGAAUGUCAUCAGAUGGUACCAUAGACAGUUUGAGGAGAUCUCAAAGAAAAGAUAUCUGAAAAACAAAGAUGAGGCAAGUUUCCAUACAACUUUGGUGGAAUACUUUAGUGGAACAUGGUUCAACAAAGCCAAGCCUCUUGAAAUCACGCAUAAAAGGAAAGUUUGUUAUUCAAAAUCAAAACGUGGGGUUCCAGACCAACCUCUUUACUACAGUCCUUCCCAAUGUAAUGUAAGAAAGCUGAUAGAAUUACCCUACCAUCUGAUCAAAUGUCACAUGUUUAAAUGUUUCCAUGACGACAUAGCUUGUAGUUUUAAAUGGCUACAUGCCAAGUGUAAGUUCGUUUCUGUUUCAAGUAUGGUUGAAGAUUUGAAAAUUGUGCUGGCUGAAAUGGAUGCUGCAGGGGAUAUUGAUAACACUGUGAUAUACAAUGACAUCAAAAUUGUUCAUCAGAUGUUAACUGCUGGUAGUGAAGACAUUAGGAAAGACAACUCUCAUUUGGCAAUACAGAUUCUUGGCCAAUUUGGUUCAUCAUUUUAUAGAAGUUCUGCAUUGAGGAAACUUGUAGAAGAAACAAAAGAAUGGUCAGAGAGCUGUAACAUAGCCUUGUUACUUCCCUUGGCUCAAUGUCUCAAUUCUCCUGAUGGUUACAUGAACUUUUUAAUCAGGGCUCAAGUAUGGAUGCCAACAGGAGUUGAUGUUUGGAAACAAUAUGGUGAAAUGGUACAUCUCGAUGAAAGCACUGGCAUGUUAACUGUUGUAGAGGUUCUCAAAGAUAGGUCACAUGACUACUUGUCCAGAUUUGACACAAAUGAUAAUUGGUCUACAGUAUUUUCACAAAAGUUAGAAUAUAAAGAUACCACCUCUAUUCAUCAACCAAGUAACAGCAGAUUCAUAAUUCUUAGACACUCAGAGAAAGAUGGACAUUUUGACAAGUUAAUCAGGUCUGAUACUCUUGCUGAAAUCAAUAUAUCAGACCAGACCCAAUGUAUAACUGCAUCUGAUAAAUAUGUGGUGUACUCUUCAAUGAACAAGGUCAGUGUAUGUAUGAUAGGAGAAAACUUAGCUGCUAUAUCUGUUAUUAAAUCUCUGGAAUUGGAUGGAGGUGAAAAAGUUCAACAUUUACUGCUGUCCUCUGAUAGCAGGUAUCUUGUAGUUUUUUUUACACUAUGUGUGUAUAUUCUAUCAUCUGAAACCCUUGAGAUAUUGUACACAGAUAAAGCAGAGUCUAGUGACACGAUAUAUAUGCAAACUCAUCCUACUAUUGCACAUAUAACAGAAAACAACAUACUUUUCUACAAAGGUAUUGGGGUUGGAAGACACAACAGCAUUUGCAUGUUUGACCUUGAAAACAGUAAAGAACUUCAUGCCAUGUGUCAUUCACAGAAAUCUCCUCCAAAGUUCAUCUCACAUCACCCAUCACACAAAUAUACAGCAAUUGUCACAGAUAAAAGAUGGUUUAUUCACGAUUGUGAGAAUGGAAAACUUGUGUCUGAAUGUCCACAAGAUCAUUGUGGCGAUGAUGGGGUCGCUCGUUUGCAGUUGUUUGGAUCAGAUAACAUAUUUGCUGUGACCACCCCAUCAAAGGCGAAAAUCAAUGAUAUAACAAUAUUUUAUUGUGGAAAUGUUGACAGUCCAUUGCAAGAAGUUGUGCCUUUCCUGUCAUUGAAGGGUCACAGUAAGGAAAUAAACCAACUGAUCUUUACGAAGGACGAGAAUACAUUAUACUCAGCAUCCCAAGACUGUACCAUCAGAGUUUGGAACUUUGAAAAAGUGAUCACAGAUUUCCAUGCUAAAUACUUAAAACAGGAUGACAUGUUUGAUUCAGAAAGAGCCCUUGAAGAUUACAACAAUCAAAAACAAGUUUGUUCAACAAAUGCUGUCAGGAUCAGUUGUGACAGUAAGACAGUAUUGUUAGGCAAGUCCAAUGGACACUUUGCUGUGAAGGAUUUAAUCACUGGUGAAUGUAUACAUGAGCAAGAUUAUCAGAAAAGCAUCAAAAUAAUGCUAAUAUCAAAAAGUGGGAAAGAGAUUAUUCUGAUCCCAGAGACAGAAGAUGACAUAAUAAUUCUAAAUUCUACAACAUAUGAAGUAAAGCAGAGACUGAUCGUUGAAUUUCCUGUUCAUUCUGCUGCUGAGGCCAAUGGUAUAUUGGUGGUUGGACGACAAGGAUUUUUAUCCUUUGAAACUGAAGGAAAAAUAUUCAACAUUAAAGAUGGUUCAAUGAUAAAAGGAUUUCAGCAGAAGUGUUUUAAUUCUCUCACUGAAGUGGCCAUUAACUCCACUGGUACAAAGGUUGUUACCCACAUUGAUGCUUUCCCAUUGGUCAUUCCUGUGAAUGGAGAUGGUACUCAAUACAAGAAUCUAGCAUUACAACACUCUGAUGAAUGUAUGACCAUAUGUUCAGGUGUUGAUGUCAGCCCUGAUGAUAAGUAUGCAUUCUCAAUAUCACCUGAUGGUGCUGUCCGUGUCAUUAAAAUGUCGGGAGAAUAUGCCAUGAAGUUAGACACCAAGUCAUCUGUAACUGCAGCUACUUUCUCACCAGAUAGCAAGUAUAUUGUGUCAUGUGGUUUUAAAACAAUCUACGUGUGGAAUUUACCACAAGGAAAAUUAAGCUUUAAAUUGAAAAAGCAUGAUGAUUUUGUCAACACGGUCAAAUUUGAUCAUUCUGGUCGAUACAUCCUGACCUCAUCAACAGACAAACAUCUGAUACUUUGGGAUUUGAGAAGACGAGUAACAGUAUCUUCCUUUGUAGCUGAUUGUCAAUUAGAAGCAGUUGAUCUGUCACAAGAUGCUAAAAACGUUGUGUUUGUUCCAAAAGAUAUUGCAGACGUUGCCAUUUUGAGGUCAAACAAUUUGUUGUCGAGUAUGAUUGAAGGAAAGCGCCGUUUACCAAUUACACAAAAACUUGUAGAUGCUCAGGCAAUGGCUUUAUCAUUCUCAAGUCAGAAACUGAGACAAAGAGAGGCUACAAGAAUAGGUUGUCAAGUCAUGUAA
This is a messenger RNA of Mytilus trossulus (common blue mussel), 5466 nucleotides long. RefSeq lists its product as uncharacterized. Gene Ontology annotation, molecular function: protein binding. NCBI's taxonomy places the organism in Eukaryota, Metazoa, Mollusca, Bivalvia, Mytilida, Mytilidae. The record is from RefSeq and is a predicted model, not a curated record. The transcript has 17 exons. Bases 82 to 5466 code for a protein of 1794 amino acids.